Messenger RNA from Cyphellophora europaea CBS 101466, 1233 nucleotides. RefSeq lists its product as uncharacterized. The transcript has 2 exons. Gene Ontology annotation, cellular component: endoplasmic reticulum membrane. The coding region runs from base 1 to 1233 and encodes 410 amino acids. The record is from RefSeq and is a predicted model, not a curated record. Lineage: Eukaryota; Fungi; Ascomycota; Eurotiomycetes; Chaetothyriales; Cyphellophoraceae.
AUGGCAAACGGACAGUCUCCAGGAGGGCACUUCCUCGAAGUCAUCAGCCAUGGUGCCGACUGGUUUAAUUGGAAACUAAUCCCUUUCAUCCUCAUCUGGGCUGCCUCUUCGUUCAUCUUGCUUCUUAUCGUUUUCACACGCUAUGUUGUACCGCAUCCGCGACCACCUCGACGCAGCGAGAAGACCUUUCGAACCGUUGACCAUGUUGGGAAACUGACGGAACCCGCGCCGCUACCGAGCUGGUCUGACGACCUGGCAACGAAGGUAGCAAAGGCGCAAGCGGAAGGCAAAGAGGCACAGCUGGAGCAAGAGAUGGAACCUGCCGAAGUCUUCAUGACCCUUGUCGUGCCCGCCUACAACGAAGAGAAGCGUCUGACCGGCAUGCUGGAAGAAGCAGUCAACUAUCUCGAGACCGAGUACGGCACUGCUGCAAAGGCACCGACAGAAAGCGCAAAUGGUGGCUUGAAGCAACGAAACAUGUCCGGUACAAACGUGCCCCUCCGCGGCUGGGAAGUCCUCCUCGUAGAUGAUGGCUCAACCGACAAGACGCUCGAGACCUGCACAACCUUCUCAUGCAACCACAUCCUGCCACCCUUACCGCGCCGGCUCUCAGGCCCGUGGACGCAUCGUUCCGAAUCCGGCGUCAAAGUGAAGCCAUCCUCCAUACGCAUGAUCAAGCUCGAGGAGAACCGUGGCAAAGGUGGCGCCGUUACGCAUGGGAUGCGGCACGCUCGUGGACAGUACGUUGUCUUUGCCGACGCAGAUGGGGCCUCCAAGUUCACCGACGUUGGAAAGCUGGUCUCCGCCUGCGAGAAAGCUGAAGACAAUCGUGGUCGUGGCGUGGCCGUGGGCUCUCGCGCACAUCUGGUGGGUAGCGAAGCAGUGGUGAAGCGGAGCAAGCUACGAAACUUUCUGAUGCACUCGUUCCACCUACUACUGUACCUCAUGACGCCGCCUCAGACCGCGAAGAUCAGGGAUACUCAAUGCGGCUUCAAGCUGUUCUCGCGAGCGAGCUUGCCGUACAUCGUGCCGCAUAUGCAUACCGAGGGCUGGAUCUUUGAUGUCGAGAUGCUCAUGUUGGCGGAAUUUGCCGGCAUCCCGGUGGUUGAGGUGCCUAUUGGGUGGCGAGAGGUAGUGGGAAGCAAGCUUAAUGUGAUAUACGACAGCAUUGGCAUGGCAUAUGGGCUGGCCGUGCUAAGGUUAUGUUGGGCCAUCGGGGUCUUCAAGCGGUAA